Molecule: messenger RNA, 2033 nt
Organism: Schistosoma rodhaini
Lineage: Eukaryota; Metazoa; Platyhelminthes; Trematoda; Strigeidida; Schistosomatidae
Source: the annotation of a GenBank genome assembly
AUGCAGAUUGAAGGAUUGAAGAAGUGCAUAUUAGCGGGAGCGAUUAACUGUAACGAUACAGGGAAUAUGGCUGGAAGUAGGUGGCCGGCUGCAAUGGCUCCUACUAACAGAGUCGGUAAUGCUUCUCGAACAAAACAAGUUAUUUUCGAACCUACGUUUGCCAAAAUGGAAAAAGAGAAUUACGCUUUAACUCAGCGACUAAAGGAAGCUUUUUAUAAGGUUGAGAAGCGAUAUCCUGGUUUCAGUAAAGAUUUCAUGAUUGGAUUGCUUCAACGGAUGGGAGUCGAUAGCGAAAUUGACGUGACUGAAACGUGUUUACGGAUUGCUGCUCUUCAAGAAUGUGAUAAUUCAAGGACGUCAAGAAGUCCUAGAGUUUUGGAGUUGGAACUUACGGCUAAGACAUUAAAAACUAUUCUUAGUAGCAUACCUGAUGAAAUUAUAGACCGCAGAGCAUUUAUAGAAGUCAUCAAAGGUAUAGCAGAUGCAAUAAAGAUGUUGUUAGCUGCUGUGGGUGCGUUUUAUGACACGUUACCACCGGGAACACAAAAGAAAUGUCUCGAAGAUCAAAAACGAAAAUUUAUCACCUACUGUCGUAAAUUCAGUGAUACUUUGAAGCAAUACUUUAGGAACAACGAUAGCCAUCAAAAGUAAACUUAAUAAGUAUGAAAAACGGCUUCCCUCACAAAUGUUUGGUAGAGCUACCGUAGGUAUGAUACUCAUCCUAAGCUGUUUAUCACUUCACUUUCUAAUUAGACAUUCCACUUAGUUCGACUUCUAAAUUUUAUUUAAAGUAGUGUACUGACAAGCUAAAUCUUCUUCUUGUUCCUAUUCAUUGUUGUUAGUUAUUCAGUUUUUUCGUACUUAACAAAUCUUUAGUCUCACUACACGCUGUUUAUUCCACUAUCUUUCUUCCUCAUCGUCCAUUUGUUUCAGAUGUAAUAUAUUGACUUUGUCUAACCGGUAAUUGGGAUUAGUGGUGUUGUAAUUCAACAUGCUAAGCAUUCAACAUUUAACCUAUGCUUGAUGUGUCUAAAAUCUGCCUUAAAUAAUUCAACUAAAGCAGUCAGGUUAUGGAUCAUACCGUAAAUUCAUGAAAACCUGAUAGAUGAAUAUAUUUUAGAUUGUAUUGGAUUACUUACACAUUUCCAUCUAUUUUCAUCCAUAUAUUGACCUUUGUUUUAUGAGGUUAAAUUUAUAUCAGUCCGAUGAAUGUUGACAAGUUCUAUCGAGACAAACUAUGUCGUGUAGAGGUUAAAACAGGUCUCAGGGUGUUGAUCAGAUACUUGUUAAUCCUAUUUGUCCACCGAGAACAUUGAGUUUGGGGUCUACUUAUGCCAUACGGUUGCCCAAGUCGAAGUAGACGGAACGGGUCUCGGACCUGUGACUUAGUGUCUGAAAUGCCUUAACUACUGAACUACGGCUCCGUUAACCUGUUAAAUGGUUUCAGAAUUACAUCGGGGACAAGAUUUUUAGCACUUGUUUGUUGUACGAUGCUUUUAAAUAACUAGCAAAUUAGUUUAAGGACUUCAUUCUUGGUUCACUUCUGUUUUUGUUCACCAGCGACGCACUCAGUAUUCUGUUCAUGAUUCUUUAAGAUUUCGGAGUGUUGUGUUCUACGAUUUUCAUCAAGUACAUUUCCUUAUUUAUUUAUGCAGUUAUUGGGUCGUGUUCAAGUUGUCUUGGGAUUGUCAUAAAGGAUUAUCACAUAACAGUUCACUAUCAUACCACGACUACAGUUAUAAAUCAUAAUGCUGUGCUGUUAUUUGUUUGAUCUACUUGAUAACUUCGUUUCAUGUUUAUUUGAUUACUUCUUUCUUAUCUACUACUUGGGUAUGAACUUUACACCAUAGACCUGGUAUUCUAGAAAGUAUCCACACUAAUCCGGAGAUAGAGUAUGGAAAAUGUUUCUCUCCUGUAUUUUUUUUUAAGUCGUACUUAUAUGAAAUGGGUAUACGGUUUUUAAAGUUUUAUAGUUUUCGGCUCUAUACGGAAUACUAAACUAUUGUAAAAAACAUAUAUAUAUAUAUAUAUAU